Messenger RNA from Melanotaenia boesemani (Boeseman's rainbowfish), 1198 nucleotides. RefSeq names its product YEATS domain containing 4 (gene yeats4). Bases 294 to 929 code for a protein of 211 amino acids. Gene Ontology annotation, biological process: regulation of DNA-templated transcription. Lineage: Eukaryota; Metazoa; Chordata; Actinopteri; Atheriniformes; Melanotaeniidae. The transcript is spliced from 7 exons. The record is from RefSeq and is a predicted model, not a curated record.
UGAACCUGUAAAAUCAACAAAGUUACAAAACAAAGUUGUCAGAUAUGCGUCUUCCCUGCAUAUAAGUUGUCAUUGGUAUGUCUGCUACCUUCUACCCAUAGAACAAGUAGAACGGAAGUGGUAAGUCGAACAACUUCUAAUCUGAUCAGGGGAACGUACUGAGAUCGGUGGGGCAGAAUGCAUCACCCUGGUCAGACCUGCAGUUUCUUUUUCAUGCGUUUCGAGUAUCUGGUUUAAUGAAGACCACGUGUAGUGUCUUCACACAGUUCGGAUAGCUUCGGUCAGGUCGAGCUAUGAAGGGAGUGACGAUAGUGAAGCCUAUUGUGUUUGGGAAUGUUGCCCGUUACUUUGGGAAGAAGAGAGAAGAGGACGGACACACACACCAGUGGUCUGUUUACGUAAAGCCUUACAGAAAUGAGGACAUGUCGGCAUAUGUGAAGAAGAUACAGUUCAAGCUACAUGAGAGCUAUGGUAACCCGUUAAGAGUGGUCACUAAGCCCCCAUAUGAGAUUACAGAGACAGGCUGGGGGGAGUUUGAGAUCAUCAUCAAGAUUUUCUUCAUUGAUCCCAAUGAAAGACCAGUGACUCUGUACCAUUUGUUGAAGCUGUUCCAGUCAGAUUCCAGUGCCAUGCCUAAGAAGACAGUUGUCUCUGAAUUCUAUGAUGAAAUGAUCUUUCAGGAUCCUACUGCCAUGAUGCAGCAGCUACUGACUACAUCAAGACAACUUACACUGGGAGCCUACAAGCAUGAGACGGAGUUUGGUGAGCAAGAACAGAAGACAAAGGAGAAAAUGGAAGCUGCAAAAAGGAGAACAAGUCAGGAGAUCACGGAGUUGAAAGACAAACUAAAAGCCAGCAGAGAAAACAUCAACCACUUGAAGACAGAGAUCAGGAAACUGGAGGAGGAUGGAGAUCAUAAAGAGCACUAAAAGAUGUACAAAUACACACACACGGAAAUGUAGAUGUCUCACAUUUGGUAGUAGAUUGGUGGUUUGGGUUAGAACGACCAAUACACACACAAGUACCAUUUUUUUCAACUUGUCUCCACCAGUUCCAACGACGCACUGGAAGUUGACUAUAAUAAUUUUCUGUAGAAAGAUUCCAUGAUGUCAUAACAUUGUUUUCAUUUAAUGUUUUCAAUUGAAUUGCUUUUUUUUUUUUUUUUACUGGCCAUUUUAUAUAAAAAUUUUUUAAAGCA